This is a messenger RNA of Podarcis raffonei (Aeolian wall lizard), 4735 nucleotides long. RefSeq names its product ATPase phospholipid transporting 10B (putative) (gene ATP10B). Bases 431 to 4735 code for a protein of 1434 amino acids. Gene Ontology annotation, biological process: phospholipid translocation. The transcript is spliced from 26 exons. Gene Ontology annotation, cellular component: plasma membrane. The record is from RefSeq and is a predicted model, not a curated record. Lineage: Eukaryota; Metazoa; Chordata; Lepidosauria; Squamata; Lacertidae. Gene Ontology annotation, molecular function: ATPase-coupled intramembrane lipid carrier activity; magnesium ion binding; ATP binding.
ACAACUGGAGCUAAAAAGACAAUCUUGGUCUCUGUAUAGCUUGGGAUAGGUUUCAAUUCCAUGCUAGCCUGCACAACUUGGUUUUAAGAGCUGAAGCUCACUGGAACUCAGUUCUGGCACCUCUCAGGUGGGUGCCCUUGUUAUUCUAAGAGAGCAAGGGAGAAGUUCAUGUAAGCUGGGGCUUUGGUGCUGGAAGCCGUACUGCCUGGUUCAUAUUCAACCUUUUGGAAAAUCUAUGUUGCGAUCGACACAGAGAUAUGACACUGGGAAACUUCCGGUAUAUGAGAUUGCCAGAGAAGAGAUUGGUCAAUUGGAAGCUACAACUGUGUGUAAUCUCAAGAACAUCUCAAUAUAAUGGAGUGAACUGAAGAAGAAGGAAAAACAAUUCUGUCCCCAGAGUUGAUAGGAAAAGGCAAUUCCAUAGGUGAAAAUGGCUCUGUCAGUAGACUCUGCUUGGUAUCGCUGGCGGUCUCGGUGGUCCGUAGAAGAGGUCUCCCAGACUCAGUUGGAAUCAGCACCUCUGUUGUCAGCUGACAAAGAGAGGCAGAAAUAUGUCUUAGACAAAUGGAGAGUUGUAUUUCCCAGUAAUGAGAGAUUUCAGAAAGAAUCAGAGAAAGUCUGUCAUGUUUAUUCUGGAAAUGGGAUACGGACCACCAAGUACACUUUGCUGACUUUUAUACCUCAAAAUCUCUUCGAGCAGUUUCACAGGCUGGCCAAUGUCUAUUUCCUGUUCUUGGUGAUCAUCAACUGGUUCCCACAGCUAGAAGUCUUCCACAGGGAGAUCACAAUGCUACCUUUGGUUGCUGUACUUUUAGUUAUCGCAAUUAAAGAUGGUGCUGAAGAUUUUAAGAGAUACAGGUUUGAUCAGCAAAUCAAUUCUUCCAAGACUAAAGCAUACAAUAGGAAGAAAAAAGCCUACAUUGAGACGUGCUGGGAAGAGGUACGAGUGGGAGACUUUGUGCAGCUGCAAUGUAAUGAGACCGUCCCUGCGGACAUCCUGCUGCUCCACACCUCUGAUCAGAAGGGGAUCUGUCACGUAGAGACAUCAAAUCUUGAUGGCGAGACAAACCUUAAGCAAAGACAAGUUGUGAAAGGAUUCUUUAAUCAGAACGCUGAAUUUGAACCAGAACUUUUCCAAAGCACAAUUGUUUGCGAAAAACCCAACAACCAUCUCAAUCGAUUUAAAGGCUAUGUGGAGCAGCCUGACCUCACACGAAUUGGUUUUAACAAUGAAAGUCUCCUUCUUCGUGGAUGCACAGUGAGGAACACAGAGGUUACAAUAGGAAUUGUUGUCUAUGCAGGCCCUGAAACAAAAGCCAUGUUAAACAACAGAGGUCCUCGUUAUAAACGCAGCAAAAUAGAACAACGUCUGAAUAUUGAUAUAUUCUUUUGCGUGGGGCUGCUCUUCAUCAUGUGUCUCACUGGAGCACUAGGUCAUGGAAUUUGGAAUGGGCACUUCUUAGAAUACCCCUUGUUUGUCAUUCCCGAUAUAAAUGGCAGCUAUCUCGCUCCAGCUCUUGCGGGUUUCUACAUGUUCCUGACAAUGAUAAUCCUCUUACAGAUUUUGAUCCCCAUUUCCCUCUAUGUAUCCAUUGAACUAGUCAAGCUAGGUCAAGUCUUCUUGAUUCAUAAUGAUAUCGACCUGUACAAUGAUGAGCUAGACUUACCCAUACGGUGUCGAGCACUAAAUAUCACUGAAGACCUGGGGCAAAUCCAGUACAUAUUCUCUGACAAAACAGGGACCCUGACAGAAAAUAAGAUGGUGUUUCGACGUUGUACAAUUGAUGGGAGAGAAUUCUCACAUCAGGAAAAUGCCAAGAGACUAGAAACGUACAAGGAGUUGGAUUCAGAUGCUGAAGACUGGGCGAAACAUUUGAGUCUACCUCCAAACAAUGGUGGAGAAAUUCUCAGGCGGAACAGCACUGCUAAGCCCUUGAGGAGGUGGCAGAGUGCUCGGGCUCGGUUUCAGGGACACACAAGGCAGAGAUCUCUGGGUGGCAUCUCUCAGUCUCAAGUGGCAUUUAGCAGUACCAUUGAGAAGGACGUGACCCCAGAUAACAGGCUGCUGAUGAAAGUGAGAAAUGCAUCGUGCCAGAUUGAACCUUUGACACCAUUUAUGUUUGCAAAGACCACCUCCUCCAUCACAGACUUUUUUCUUGCUCUGACCCUCUGCAACACUGUUGUGGUCUCCACAGCAACCGAUCCAAGACAAAGGGUUACCAUUCCGUCACCAAUGAAACCAUCAGCACUAUCCCUGGAGAAAAUUCACCAGCUGUUCCAGCGUCUAAAGCUGGCAAGCCUCAGCCAGUCUCUUUCAUCAGCUCAGUCAAAUUCAGACUUAGGAGAGAGUUUGACUACAGAAACCACCAGAGUCUGUGCUGACUCCGAAACAAAAGAUUAUUUUUCUUCUCAAAGCUGUUCCACUUUAGCAGAUGAUUACAGUUUUAGAAGAGAUUCAAUCACUGAGAAAGACACCUUUGGGGACAGCGAUCCCACUCCAGCAGAGAUCUGUGGGGCAGCUUACCAGGGAGCUUCCCAAAUAGAGUUUUGUUAUGAGGCUGAAAGCCCAGAUGAAGCUGCCCUUGUCCAUGCAGCCCGGGCUUACCAGUUUACAUUAGUGUCCAGGACUGCUGAACAAGUGACUGUGAGGCUGCCAGAGGGUACCCUCCUGACCUUUGACCUCUUGUUCACUUUGGGAUUUGACUCCAACAGAAAAAGAAUGUCGGUGGUGGUGAGGCAUCCCCAUACUGGCGAGAUAAUUGUCUACACCAAAGGGGCUGACUCUGUCAUAAUGGACUUAUUGGAAGAACCUUCCAGAGCUAACCUAGCCAUGGAAAAGAAAAUAAGAAAAGUCAGAGAUCAAACACAAAAACAUUUAGAUUUCUAUGCACGAGAUGGCCUGAGAACUCUAUGCAUAGCUAAGAAGGUCCUGAGUGAAGAUGACUUUCAGAUAUGGGCCAACUUUCGUCGUGAGGCAGAAACAGCUAUUGACAACAGAGAUGAGCUACUCAUGCAGACUGCGCAACAUCUGGAGACGAAACUCACAUUACUAGGAGCAACUGGUAUUGAAGAUCGGCUGCAAGAUGGAGUGCCUGAUACCAUUGCUGCUUUCAGAGAGGCAGGGAUCCAGACUUGGGUGCUGACUGGAGAUAAGCAGGAAACAGCAGUUAACAUUGCAUAUUCUUGCAAACUUCUGGACCAAAGAGACACAGUCUUUACCAUUAAUACUGAAAGUAAGGAAACCUGUGAAUCACUGUUGGAUAUUACAUUGGAAGAAGUGAAGAAGGCACAAAGCAUUCAAGGGAUAUCUUGGACUGUUUUUGGCAUCAAGCUGCCAUUUUCUAUGUCCACCACUGUGCCUGCAGAUCCUGCAAUUGGUCUGGUGGUUGAUGGAAGAACUCUGAAUACCAUUUUCCAGGGACAACUUGAGCAUAAGUUUCUGGAACUAACCAAGUACAGCCGUUCAGUUUUAUGCUGCCGGUGUACCCCCUUGCAGAAGAGCAUGGUGGUCAAACUUGUACGGGGUCAGCUGAAAGUUAUGACAUUGGCAAUAGGUGAUGGUGCCAAUGAUGUAAGUAUGAUUCAGGCAGCUAAUGUUGGAAUCGGUAUUUCAGGACAAGAAGGGAUGCAGGCUGUCAUGGCCAGUGAUUUUGCCAUAUCUCAAUUCAAGCACUUGAAGAAGUUGCUUCUAGUUCAUGGGCAUUGGUGCUAUUCCCGCUUAGGCAAGCUGGUGAUAUACUUUUUCUAUAAAAAUGUGACCUACGUCAACCUGCUGUUCUGGUACCAGUUCUUCUGUGCAUUCUCUGGGGCCGCCAUGAUAGACUACUGGCAAAUGAUCUUCUUCAACUUGUUUUUCACUUCUGUGCCACCAAUACUUUCCGGAGUCCUGGAUAAAGAUGUUUCUGCAGGAACUCUGCUGAGCUUGCCUAGUCUUUAUAAGAGCGGACAAAACUCAGAGGUUUACAAGCCUCUGACGUUCUGGGUUGCCAUUUUGGAAUCUUUUUAUCAGAGCCUUAUCUGCUUCUUUGUCCCUUAUCUAGCAUAUCUUGAUUCCGAUAUUGACAUUUUCCGCUUUGGAACAACAAUCAAUACAGUCGCUCUCCUUACUAUUCUGUUUCACCAAGCUUUAGAAAUUCAAACAUGGACUCUGUCCCAUGGAAUUACAAUCACUGUGAGCAUUCUUCUGUACUUCAUUUUCUCAACCAUCUACAACGCCACAUGUGUCGUCUGCAACCCUCCCACCAAUCCCUACUGGAUUAUGGAGUUUGAGAUGUCGCAGGGGAGCUUUUAUUUCAUAUGCAUCAUUACUCCAGUCAUAGCACUUCUUCCAAGGUAUCUUAUCUUGGCUCUUCAGGGAACUUUUGAGGUAUCGCCCAUUGUGAAAGCACAACACUUGGAUAAGCUCCCUAAAGAACAACAGGACUGGGAAAUAAAGAAAUGGAAAUUGAGGGAACAAGGCCAAGGUGUCUGCAAUGAGGGGCCUGAAGGACCCAUUGCAAACAUGGGUGUGUGUUCACCUGACAUUGCAGCAGAGCACACGUUUCAAGGUCUCUGUCCUCCAGAACAAGAAGCCCUCAGGAACCAGGCGUCGAACAGAGGAGACAAUGACUACACCAAAUGGUGGGGUGGGGAAGAGGAUGUGGCUGCAAAGCCCUUUUCUGGCCUCCUGACCAAUGGCGCUGAAAAUUCCAGUCAAAGGAGCCACCGGCGGUCUGUGAGUGCAGUGACUCUAUGA